This is a messenger RNA of Lotus japonicus, 5079 nucleotides long. RefSeq names its product histone-lysine N-methyltransferase SUVR5-like. The transcript is spliced from 16 exons. The coding region runs from base 765 to 4760 and encodes 1331 amino acids. The record is from RefSeq and is a predicted model, not a curated record. Gene Ontology annotation, cellular component: nucleus. Lineage: Eukaryota; Viridiplantae; Streptophyta; Magnoliopsida; Fabales; Fabaceae. Gene Ontology annotation, molecular function: zinc ion binding; histone methyltransferase activity; protein binding.
CUCACGGGCUAGGGCCACGGUGAUAGCUUGUGAGUUGUGACUUGUGCGCCGGUCACACACAAACACCUUAUGAGUACCUUAAAUCCCAUGUGGGACCAACCAUAACCAUGGGAGAUGCACUAAUCUGCUCUCACUCUCUCAUUCUCUCACUUGAUUUCUCUCUCUCGGCCCUCUCUUCAUCAUCACCAUCACCAUUUUCUUCUUCCUUUUCACACUUCUAUUUUCACCCAAUGGCUUCCAAAUUUCUUCCCGCUGCUCCCACCGCUUCGUACGCCGUUGUCGCCGAGUGGCGGCUGCGGCGGUGUUGUUCUCCGCCGUCGUAUGUCACUGUUCUCGCUGGUCUUGUGGCUCCAGUUCCAGUCAGUAUCACCGCAAGCUUUCUAUUGCUUGUUAUUACUACAGAAAUUUGUUAUGGGAAGUUGGUGAAUUUCGAACUCUUGAUAAACGCAUGAAGCUCGCUCUUGCUUCUAUGAUUUAUCUUCUCCAAAUGACGAAGCACCACCGUCGCACAUCGGUGCUCCACUUUGCUCUCAGCUUGAUGCAUUCAAAGGUUGAUUUCCUUGUUACAAGGGCACCAAUUUCAGGCUCGAGGAAGGAUCAACUGAGAAAUCGAGGACUCUCAUAUUCACUUGCAAAUCACAUCCAGAAUAGAGGCUUUCUAAUCAGAGGGAAACAAAUUCAUUUGGAGUUAGAAUAAGCACAAGUGGUUCGAUAUCAGUCAGAGGAAGCUUAUGAUAUCACAGUGCUGAAUUUAAAACAGAAUCAUGGAUGUAGUUCCUGGUUCUGAUAUUCAGCGUGCUGUGGAAUCCGAUUGCUCUCAGCCGAAUUCAAGAACAAAUUAUCUGUACCAGGUAGAACCUAUUAACUGCGUUGAAAAUCGUGAAGAUGAUAUGUUUGAAUACGGCGAUCAACUUAAUGACUCAUUACUGAAGACAGAAGGACAGGGACCUACUGUUAGUGAACUCUUGGCCAAUUCAUAUUGCCGAAACACCGGAGAUUUAUUUUUUGACUUUCAAGUGGAAAACCAAAAGAAAUCUUGCAGUUUGCAUGCUAUUGAAGAUAAUGACAUAAAUGAACCUCGCUUAACCUCUGCAAACUCUCUCUCUAUAGUCGAUUUGACCGAAAGCGAAUCGCCAAACACCGGUAAGGAAGGAGCACUGUCAUUUUCUGAACCCACUUGGCUGAAGGAAGAUGUGUCUAUAGCAUUAUGGGUCAAGUGGAGAGGGACGUGGCAGGUCUGCAUAAAAUGCGCAAGGGCUGACUGGCCAUUAUCAACAUUGAAAGCAAAACCGACUCAUGAACAGAAGAGAUAUUUCGUCAUCUUUUUCCCUCUCACAAAGGUUUACUUUUGGGCUGAUACGCUGCUUGUUCGAUCGAUUGAUGAGUUUCCACAGCCUAUAGCAUAUAAAACUCACCAAGAAGGACUGGAAAUGGUAAAAGACUUGAGUGUUGCGCGACGGUUCAUAAUGCAAAAGCUUGCUGUCAGCAUACUGAACACUCUUGAUCAGCUUCAUUCUAAUGCUUUAGUAGGAACUGCUUGUGAUGUGAUGGUCUGGAAGGAACUUGCUAUGGAGGCUUCUCGUUGUAACACUUAUUCGGAUUUGGGGAGAAUGCUUCUCAAGCUACUAAAUAGCAUAGCGCCAUGCUACAUAAAUGCAGACUGGGUUAAUUCUUCGUCUGACUCUUGGGCGGAACGAUGCCAAAAUACAAUUAGUGCCGAAUCUUUAGAACUGCUGAAGGAGGAAGUGGUUGAUUCUAUUCUUUGGAAUGAUGUGCAAAAUUUCGGGGGUGUACCGGUGCAACCGACACUUGGUUCUGAGUGGAAAACCUGGAAGCAAGAUGUAAUGAAAUGGUUUUCCACACCUCCUUCCUUUUCUAGCAGCAGUGACAUGCAGCAGACGCCAGAUAGCGCGUACCGAGUAAGCCUUCAGAUUGGUAGAAAUAGGCGCAAGCUCCAAGUUCGUCGUGCUUAUACACAUACUUCACUGGCAGGAACCAAGGGUUCAGAUCACUCUACUACUCUUGAGACUAACCCAGGUUUUUCUAAGAACCAGGACGCAGUGAGUGCAUUGGCAAUUGUGACUUCUGAACAGGAAAUUUUUAGAGAAGUACAUGUGGAAACUGAUUUACCAAGUAAUUUGACCGAUCAAUGGAAUGAAAUUGUAGUUGAGGGUAUAGAUUCUGAGGUCUUGAAUUGCAAUGGAAUGGAAUCAACACCUAUUGAUGAAAUGGCUGGUGAAAAAAUUAUGGAACCUGGAACUAAGAAUCAACAGUGCAUAGCUUAUGUUGAAGCCAAGGGAAGGCAGUGUGUGAGAUCGGCGAAUGAUGGUAAUAAAUACUGCGGCGUGCAUAUUCGUUCUUUGAGUUGCGCAAGACAAGCCAAAAAACCUGUUCCAAUUGAAACUCCAAUGUGUGGAGGUACAGCCAAUGCUGGUACUAGAUGUAAGCAUCAUUCUCUUCCUGACUCUCCAUUCUGGAAGAAACAUUGGCCCCGUGCUGAAACCUGUAGCAAACUGAAGAGGAAACAUGAAGGAAAUUGCACUCGUUCAGAGGGCUUGAUCUGCAAAGAUAUGGUACUAGUAAAUGAUGAAAGUCCAUUGCAGGUGGAUCCGGUGUCAGCCACGCAUGGUGAUUGCUUUCUUGACAAGUUACCUGGGAAUCUCGCCCUUUCUGACAAUGAUCAUAAUGCAACGGAGGAUGCACUUCACUGUUUAGGCUGUCCUCCAUAUGACAAUGAGGACCCUUGUUUGGAACCACUUUUGUGGUAUGUCUUGUACUGUGAAAAGCACCUUCCGAACUGGCUCAAACGCUCGAGAAAUGGGAAGCGUAGGAUAAUAUCGAAGGAACUUUUCACGGAAAUUUUGAGGGACUGCAGCUCAUGGGAGCAGAAGGUGCACCUUCAUAAAGCAUGUGCGAUUUUUUACAUACUGUUCAAAAGCAUUCUCAGAAACCCGGAAUCGAAGGCAGUUCAAUUCCAAUGUGCUAUGACUGAAGCAACGAAAGAUCCUAGUGUUGCAGAAUUACUUAAAAGGUUGAUAAUUAGUGAAAAGGACAGAAUCAAAUUGGUUUUGGGAUUGGAUGAUGACAUAGAUAUAUCCUCACUCAUGGAAGGAACAUGGCUUCCUCCUACCGCGAUUAAUGACAGCUUUGAUGAUGAAAAUGGCGUUAAGUGUAAGAUCUGCAAUGCAGAAUUUGCUGAUGACCGAACACUUGGUUACCAUUGGAUGGGAAAUCAUGAAAAGGAAACCCAGUGUCUGUUCAGAGGUUUUGCUUGUGCCAUUUGCCUGAGUUUUUUUACUGAGAAGAAACUAUUAGAAAACCAUGUUCAGGGCCGACACCGGAUGCAGUUUGUUGAGCAGUGCUCGCUUCUCCAGUGUAUUCCUUGUGGUAGUCAUUUUGGAAACAUGGAGCAAUUAUGGCUUCAUGUUCUUUCAGUUCACCCUGUCGAAUUUAAGUUGCAAUUGAAAGUUCCUGAGCAGGAAACUUUAACUGUGCUGCCUUGCGAGGCUUCUCUGGAAAAUCUUGAGCAGGGAAAUUCAGCUUCUUUGGACAAUGAUUCUCAGGAUCCAGGUACUUUGAUGAAGUUCAGCUGCAGACAUUGUGAGUUGAAAUUUAACUUACUACCUGACCUCGGUCGCCACCAUCAAGCUGCGCAUAUGGAGCGCAAUCAAAUUAGCAGCAAAGUGGCAAAAAGAAGAGCUCUUAGUUCUGCUCACAGAUUGGAAUCCGGCAGACUUGGCCGUUCGAAGAUUAAAAAAGGUUCGUCAGCCGCAUCAUGUCGGACCAGAAGUAGGGCCAAUGCUAAUUUAAAGCGCCGUAUUCAGGAGACAAAGUCACUUAGGGUGAAGGGAACAACUGUCCAUUUGAAUUCAGGGUCCUUGCAAAAGGGUAUAGUAUGUGAUGACAUAAGCUUUGGGAAGGAAUCAAUUCCAGUGAUUUGUGUAGAAGAUCAAGAAACUCUAAAUUCUCAAUUCCAAUCACCUUGGGAGAGCUUCACAUAUGUUACAAAACCCAGGCUUUAUCAAUCACUUAUUAUUCAUGAUGAGAGUCUGCGGAUGGGAUGCUACUGCUCAUUUUCUACCUGCUGUCCUGAAACAUGUGAUCAUGUGUGCCUUUUUGAUAAUGACUUUGAUGAUGCGAAAGACGUAUUUGGAAAACCAAUGCGUGGAAGGUUCCCGUAUGAUGAAAACGGCCGUAUAAUACUGGAGGAAGGUUACCUUGUGUAUGAGUGUAACAAUUUGUGCAGAUGCAAUAAAAGUUGUCCAAACAGAAUACUGCAGAAUGGGAUUCGGGUGAAACUGGAAGUCUUUAAAACAGAGAAAAAGGGAUGGGGAGUAAGGGCUGGUGAGGCUAUUUUGCGCGGUACGUUUAUCUGUGAGCUCAUAGGAGAGGUUUUAGAUGAGCGUGAGGCACACGUCAGACUCAAAAGAUAUGGCAAAGAACAUUGCAGUUAUUUUUAUGACAUUGAUGCUCGCUUUAAUGAUAUCAGUAGAAUGAUUGAAGGACAACCCAAGUAUGUUAUUGAUGCCACUAGUUUUGGGAAUGUCUCUAGGUUCAUCAAUAGCAGCUGCUCACCCAAUCUUGUGAAUUACCAAGUUUUUGUUGAGAGCAUGGACUGUAAGCGUUCCCAUAUUGGUCUUUAUGCGAGUCGAGACAUUGCUUUGGGUGAAGAAUUGACAUUUGAUUAUCACAAGGUUGGGCCUGGAAAAGGAACUCCUUGUCUUUGCGGAUCUUCGAAUUGCGGGGGACGCCUUUACUAGAACAUCAAGAUCAUAAACAUAUGGUUUAACUUAUCUGCGCUUUUGUUAAGGCACUCAUUUUUAGAAUUAUUAGAGUAUAGAUGGUCCAUUUAAACUUUGCCAUACACCAAACUGCGCUAUUUUAUGUUUUUAUUUCUCCUAAUGUUUCCAGUCAACUCAAGUACUGGUGCAUGUGGAACAAGAAGUGGUUGAUAUGAAUUUCAUAAACUCUAGACACAAGCCCACAACGCACGCAUGCACAUUGGCAAGUGGUACUUAAAAUUGUCUUAUAUAUUAUAUUAUUUGAUCUCGGCUCCCUAAAUAUAAAUUAUUUACUCCA